Glarea lozoyensis ATCC 20868 is the source of this 2157-nucleotide messenger RNA. Its product is annotated as WD40 repeat-like protein. The transcript has 3 exons. The record is from RefSeq and is a predicted model, not a curated record. Gene Ontology annotation, molecular function: protein-macromolecule adaptor activity; protein binding. The coding region runs from base 1 to 2157 and encodes 718 amino acids. Gene Ontology annotation, cellular component: nucleus. NCBI's taxonomy places the organism in Eukaryota, Fungi, Ascomycota, Leotiomycetes, Helotiales, Helotiaceae. Gene Ontology annotation, biological process: proteasome-mediated ubiquitin-dependent protein catabolic process.
AUGGCUUCCUCCGACUGCCUCGAGGUUUCCUCACUAGAUGCACCAAGAACUCCACCACCACAGAGGACACUGAGGUCAGCGAAAAGAUCAUCAAUGUCACCACCUCCUUUGCCAUCACAAUUACCUCCGACUCCCACUCGCCGUCCAAGAAAAGAGAAGUCCAAUCCUUCGGUUACACCACGUCGAUUCCGUACCUUCUUCACGCCACGGUCAAUGGGGACGCGUACCAAUGGAAGUAGAAGAGCUUUAUUUGAUAUUACUGCGCCAGCUCUCAACAGCGGUGUUGUUCAAUCAAGUCCGAUUCGGCCUCUGGUCCUCGAAGAUCUUCAAGAAAACCAACCUUCAGCAUUUCCAAGAGAUUUGAAGCGGCGAAAAUUGGCUCAUAGCCCGGAAUCACUUCCCAAACAUAAACGAGCAGGAAGACGUGGAUCAAGGGGAACGGAAGCAGACAAAGAUACCACGCCUGUUCUUCAGUCUUCUCCAUGUGCUAGAGCAUGUACAGAUAGGCUGGUUUUAGAAGAUUGUGAGGAAGAGGUAGAGGAAGAGGCAGAGAAAGAGGUAGCCCAGCCAAAGACCAUAAAAGGAAUUGACCGCUUAGUUGAUCGCGGACUUGCGGGAAGUUUGCUUCAGAUGAAUCUAGGCAGUAGUUCUCGAGGUUCUCGCCUACGAAUGGAAUAUCCUGUUAAUGAUUGGCGAGAUGAAACUGCAAACUUCUCUAGUAACUCUACAGAUGUCUACAUGUGUGGUAGCUUGAAUGGACCAGGAUUAUGUAUACCGUUCUGUACCGCGAGUUUAAACACGAAUUCUUUGACUGCUAUUGGCGAUGAACAAGGAGGUGUCCGACUUCUUGAAACAAAGCAGGAUGAACUCCCCGCGUUUAGCGAGCCCUAUGUCUCCUUCAAAGUCCACAACAAUGCCAUAAUUGACAUGACCUUUACCAACGAUGACUCCCUGUUAGCCACUGCAUCUGGAGACUCCACCGCCAGGGUCGUCGACAUGCUCACUCAAACUACUAUCGCCGUCUUGGGAAAUCACUGUGCAUCACUGAAGCAGGUUCGAUUCCAAUCUGGGGCCAACAACAACCAUGUUUUAGCAACUUCAAGUAGAGAUGGAAGUGUACAGAUAUGGGACUUGAGGUGUAAGGGUUUGGAUGGUCCUGUCAACCACCUCCAGCUACCAGUCGAACCACAUAGAACCACGAAUCGAUCCUCAGCGAAGAGCCUGCUCUAUGGCCGUCCUAUCAACAGCAUAUACGACGUUCACAGAGUCCCUUACAACGUCACCCCAUCUUCCACCGACACACCUUCACGCAACGAAGUCACAUCAGCCCGUGCUGGCAGCAUAUCAGUAACAGCCCUUCAAUUCCUCCCAGCAGGUCUCGAUCACCUCCUCCUUACCGCCUCCGAAAUGGACGCCGAAGUUAAACUCUGGGACAUCCGCACCAUCUCCUCAACCCGCAAAAAGCACAUCCCCCUUUCACACACCAAAAAACCAGAAAGCCACAACCAAUGGCGCCAUUUCGGCACCAACUCCCUCUGUCUCAACACCUCCGGCUCACGUCUCUACACCCUCUGCAAAGACAACACCGUCUACGCCUACUCGACCGCCCACCUCAUCUUAGGCCACACCCCCGAACUCUCCCUCCCAACCUCCUCCCGCCGCUCCCCCCACCGCACAACCCAGGGCCUCGGUCCCCUCCACGCCUACCGCCAUCCAAAACUCCAAGCCACGUCCUUCUACUGUAAAGCCGCGCUCCGCAAGUCCGUGAACGGAGACACAGAACUCCUAGCCGUAGGCUCAAACGACGGAUCAGCUGUCCUGUUUCCCACAGACGAACGAUACAUCCCUACAUCAUCCACCUCACAGCCAACACCAAGUCUCCGUCGUUCCUCGUCGUCCCAGACUCUUGCGGCUAGCGCCGGUAUCCCGGUUUCGAGUAAUGGAACGGCGUUGAUUCGUGGUCAUGAUAGGGAGGUAGGCAGUUUAUCGUGGACGACUGAGGGCGAUUUGAUUACCGUCGGUGACGACUACCUGGUUCGCGCGUGGCAUCAGGGAUCUGGUGCACGAGAGUUGAGAAUGGGUGGGGAGGGCGGCGGGAAACGGUGGAGGUGUGGAUGGGCAGAUGUGGAGGGGUGGUAUGAUGACGAUGAGUUCUAG